Molecule: messenger RNA, 870 nt
Organism: Dictyostelium discoideum AX4
Lineage: Eukaryota; Evosea; Eumycetozoa; Dictyosteliales; Dictyosteliaceae
Exons: 1
Coding region: 1-870 (289 amino acids)
Source: RefSeq, a predicted model, not a curated record
AUGUUUGUAAAUUUUAAAAAGAUUCAAUCAUAUAUUGCAUAUGAUUUAUAUGAUAAUAAUAAGAUUAGAGAAUUUGUGGAUAGUUUAAAACAAGAAGAAUUGGAUAACUAUAUAAUUUAUCAAUUUGAAGUUGAUGAUGCAACAUUACUUCAAUUAGAAAAAGAAGAAUUAGAAUUGACUCAAUUAGUUCAAGAGCAAUAUAUUGAUAAAAAAGAUUUCUCAUUUUUAAAUAAUCAUCAUUUAUGGAUAAAAUAUCAAGAUCAAGAUUUCAUAGUUAAUGAAAUUAAAAAUCCAGAAAACAAUAAUAACAAUAACAAUAAUAAUUUUUAUUUAAAUUGUUUUACAAUUAAAGGAACUGAAAAUGAAAUUAAAAAAGAAUUAAAUUUAAAUGAUAAUGAUAAUGAAAUAAAUACAUAUGCAACAUUUUCAAUAACCAGAUAUCAUUUUAAAAUGCCUCAAAAAAUUGAUUUAUAUAUUGAUUGUGUUAUAAAUUAUGAUAAUAAUCAAAAUGGUAAUAAUAAUAAUAAUAAUAAUAAUAAUAAUAAUAAUAAUAAAAAUAAAUUCUCAUUAUAUGGUCAUGUUAAAUGUCAAGCAAAAGAUUAUAGUGAACUUUUAUUAUUUUAUAUUUUAUAUAAUCAACCAAAACCACUCAAACCAAAUAUUAUAAAUUAUCUUUUAUCUUUAAAAAAUAAUGAUAAUAAUAAUAACGAUAAAACAAAUCCAAUCAAUAAACUUCAAUCACCAAUUUCAAAUGAAACUAUUUUACAAACUCCAAAAGUAUUUGAUGAAGAUCCACUAUUUAAAUUUAUUCAAAAAGGUGAAAAUUCUCAAAACUCUUCUUCAAAUUCCUCAUUUUGUUCAAUAAAUUAA